Molecule: messenger RNA, 4815 nt
Organism: Cyclopterus lumpus (lumpfish)
Lineage: Eukaryota; Metazoa; Chordata; Actinopteri; Perciformes; Cyclopteridae
Product: rho GTPase-activating protein 26-like
Exons: 25
Coding region: 310-2904 (864 amino acids)
Biological process (GO): signal transduction
Cellular component (GO): cytoplasm
Molecular function (GO): GTPase activator activity; protein binding
Source: RefSeq, a predicted model, not a curated record
AUGACGGUCUGCAGCGCUGAGCUGAGCGGGGUUGAGGAGAAAGCCGUGCAUUUAAAACCGCCCAGGGAAGACACCACAUUAACGAGGCUAGUUUGGGUUUUUUUAUUCGCUGCCUCCCUCCCUCCUCGCCCCGGGUUUGACUGCAGCACCGGUUUACCUGAGCAAGUGUUUUUCUUCUUCUUCUUCUUCUUCUUUUAAACCCUCACCAAGCACGAACUCUGCGGUGACUUUUUAUUUCAUUUAAUUGAAUGCCGUGUCGGACUGCUGCUGCUGCUGCUGCCACCCUGCAAAUAAAUAGGAGGACUCUGGAUGUGUCAACCUGAGGGGGAAAAGCAAGCAGCAGAAGCCCCCCGCAGGAGUAGACCAGGGAUUCCUCCUCCUCCUCCCCCUCCUCCUCCUCUAGUUUCUUCUUCUCCUGUUCGGAGCUUUUUUUUUUUAUAUACCGGGUCGUCCAGGUUGUGUCAGAGGCCGGCGGUGGUGAAGAAGAAGAAGAAGAAGAAGAAGAUGGGACUACCUGCUCUGGAGUUCAGUGACUGCUACCUGGACAGCCCGCAGUUCAGGGAGAGACUCAAGUCCCACGAGCUGGAGCUGGACAAGACCAACAAGUUCAUCAAGGAGCUGAUCAAAGACGGCAAGGCGCUGAUACAGGCUCUCAAAAGUCUGUCGACAGCCAAGAGGAAGUUUGCGGACUCUCUCAACGAGUUUAAAUUCCAGUGUAUUGGAGACGCCGAGACAGAUGAUGAGAUAUGCAUAGGUGAGCUUCCUGAUAUGAAAUCCAAUAUAUGCCCAGAGGAGAGCCAAGAAGCCAAGUCUCUUCAGGAGUUUUCAACCGUCCUACAGAACCUGGAGGACGAGAGGACACGUAUGAUCGAAAAUGCCAACGAUGUGCUGAUUAUGCCUCUGGAGAGGUUCAGGAAAGAACAGAUCAGCGCAGCCAAGGAAGCCAGAAAAAAGUACGACAAAGAGACGGAGAAGUAUUGUGCAGUGCUGGAGAAACACCUUAGCCUUUCAGCAAGAAAGAAGGAGUCCCAUCUGCACGAGGCGGACAACCAGGUCGAUAACGUACGGCAGCAUUUCUACGAGGUCUCUCUGGAGUACGUCUUCAAGGUGCAGGAGGUCCAAGAGAGGAAGAUGUUUGACUUUGUGGAGCCCCUGUUGGCGUUCCUUCAAGGCCUCUUCACCUACUAUCACCACGGCUACGAGCUGGCAAAGGACUUCAACCACUUCAAGACUGAUCUCACCAUCAGCAUACAGAAUACGAGGAACCGCUUUGAGAGCACGCGGUCGGAGGUGGAGAUCUUGAUGAGGAAGAUGAAGGAGAAUCCACACGAACACAAGAGUGUCAGCCAGCACACCAUGGAGGGAUACCUGUUUGUGCAGGAGAAGCGCUCAUUCGUAUCUACCUGGGUGAAGUACUACUGUACUUACCAUCGUGAGCCCAAGAGGGUCACCAUGGUUCUGUUUGACCCUAAAUCAGGAGGGAAAACGGGAGAAGAGGAGAGCUUCACGCUCAAGUCUUGCACCAGGAGGAAGACGGACUCGAUAGAAAAGAGGUUCUGUUUCGAUGUGGAGGCUGUGGACAGGACGGGAGUAAUCACCAUGCAGGCUCUGUCGGAAGAAGACCGCAGGUUGUGGAUGGAGGCCAUGGAUGGGAGAGAACCGGUAUACAAUCUGAACAGAGACAGCCAGGCUGAAGGCCUGGCCCAGCUGGACGUGAUUGGGUUCAACGUCAUGAAAAAGUUUAUUCAUGCGGUGGAGACUCGAGGUAUCGAUGAUCAGGGCUUGUACAGAAUUGUUGGCGUCAGCUCCAGAGUACAAAAACUACUAGGUUUUGCGAUGGAUCCUAAGACAUGUGCUGACGUGGAGCUGGAAAACUCAGAGUGGGAGAUCAAAACGAUCACGAGUGCUAUCAAGCACUAUCUCAGAGUGCUGCCCGGACCUCUGAUGACGUACCAGUACCAGAGGAGCUUCAUCAAAGCUGCCAAGUUGGACAACCAAGAGGCUCGGGUGACAGAGAUCCAUGCCCUGGUGCACCGGCUGCCUGAGAAGAACAGACAGAUGCUGGAGCUGCUGAUGAAACACCUGGCCACUGUGGCAAAUCAUCACCACCAGAACCUGAUGACUAUUGCCAAUCUGGGUGUGGUCUUCGGGCCGACUCUGCUCCGGCCGCAGGAGGAGACGGUGGCCGCCAUCAUGGACAUCAAGUUCCAGAACAUUGUAGUAGAGAUCCUCAUAGAGCACCAUGAGAAGAUAUUCAGAGAUAUUCCGAUUUCUGCCGGCGGCCCGACCAACCCGCAGCUCAACGUGUCCAGGAGGAGGAGCACCGAUAGCAAAGGCCCGUCCUGCAGCGAACGGCCUCUCACACUGUUCCACACACCAACACAUUCCCAGAAAGGUGAAAAGAAGAACAGUGUUGCCAAUGCCGCGGUCGCUGAACUGCAGCAGCCGGUUUCCUCGUCUGCCAACUGUAACAGCAGCAGCAGCAGCAGCAGCAGCAGCCAAAGUCGAACCCCGAGAAACAGCCUGACCAGCAACGACGGCGAGCACGACACCCGGCAGAUCCGGCCCAGCUCACUGCUGAAUCCAAAGAGUCGUGGCAGCAUACCAACAAGCGCAAUGUCUCCCAGCCCCACCUCACCACGCUCUCCCUCCUGGCCGAUGUUCUCAGCCCCAUCAAGUCCGCAGCCGACAUCCUCCGCCUCCAGUGACUCCUCCCCUGUCAGUAUGGCAGGCAGGAAGGCUCGAGCCCUGUAUGCCUGCAAGGCAGAGCAUAACUCUGAGCUGUCCUUCAUCGCUGGGACCAUCUUUGAAAACGUUCAUUCCUCCAGGGAGCCCGGUUGGCUGGAAGGGACUCUGGACGGCCGAACAGGAUUGAUACCAGAAAACUAUUUGGAGUUUUUAUAGUUCAGGGCCAACAAAGACUGGAUGAUACUGGGCGGGAGUUGACCAAACUGGACUAUGGAUUUGACUACACAAAACUGAACCAACUAUUAGAUUGUAUAUUAAAAGGGACUGCACCGUGGUCGAUGAGGCCUCUCGUGUCUUGACUUGACUGGAAAAUGAAACUGGACCAAUCAGAACCAUAUGGAAUGGACCGAAGGGGAGAGCUAUGAAUUGCACUGGAAAAGAAGAAGAAAAGAUGAGUCUCACUAUGGCUGUUAUUAGGUUAGUGUGGAAGACUUCCCAAGUCCUGGUGAAAAGGAUGUGGUGGGGGCGGGAGGGAAGGAAGGUUAACCAAUGAUUAACCUUCUAAUGUAUCACCAGGCCUCGGCAUGUAGUUCCAUGUAGGCCAUCAUGUAUAUCACAUGAUGAAGAAAAUCACAUGUAUAAAUGAGUUGAUAUUUCUGAGAUGUAUUACUUCAAACUGCACUGCCAUUGCCUCAGAAUCUCCUCUUUUUAUCAGCCAGAAAAAGAAAAUCUUCUUGUGGAGAUGAUGACAGGGAACGGGUUAAAAAGCAAGUGGCCUUUAACUCUGGACUCGCUAGCUCAGGUCCUCACUGUGAGCUGUUUGAAUGAUUAUCAUUAGGGGACCGGUUUAAAUUAUUAGGUUGUGGUUGUACGGCUGUAGAUGUGUUGCUGUGUGCGGUCCGGUAAUUCCCCAGGACAAGACUCGACCUGGCUAAUGUUGCAGAGCUCCAGUUCAGCAGCAGGAGCUCCGGGGGCAGAUCAUUGCAGGUUGAGGUCGCCUCGAAAAAAAAAAAAACAGUUCGCCAAAAAGGUCAUCGUUGGGUUUAUAUCCUGCACCAUUGUGCCUCUCCCUUCAGGUCCCUCACGAAAAAUGUGAACAAUUUCAAACGAGCUCCACAAGCAGAUCGGUGGUUUCAAAUGCAGCGUUGGAGUGACGACUGAUUCCUGCUGCGAGGCCUCGCUCUGCUUCCCUGGAUGUGAUGCGUUUUAAUUGUUGGAAAUAAUUCGAUCCAAGUAUCUGAUCUGGUGUUGCGUCAUGUUUGCACCAUUCCAGGAUGUUGUAUUCUUUACACCACAGAACCAAACUAUCGAUGUUGCUUUUUAAACUUUGUUUCAGAAAUGCAUACGAUCGAUCAUAUUUUUAACCAUUAUACGUAUUCAAUCAGUUGCUUCGCUGUGGAUUAUUUAAUCUUCAUCAGCAUAGAGUGAGCCUAAACAAAAGAAGCAAAAGAAUACAAUACAAUUCGCCAUGUACAUCAUGACCCAACACAAGGGCCUUUUUGCUUUUUCUCAUUGCUAACGAUGUAUUUAUCUGAUAUUGACAUUUAGGAAGCUCAUGUAUAAAGUGAAUGAAAUGCAGAAAACCUAAAUUUUUUCAGAAUUGCUCAUAUGUAUUUGCAUGCUGGUCUGCUUUGGGGCUCCAAUGCAAGUCCUCAUUUCAUUAAUCGAAGCUGAACUUUUUAAAUCUUAAACCACUUGGUGAACAUCUGCAUCAAAGCUUUUUGCUGUUUUGUGUUUGUUUUUGUUUUUGAGGACAGACUGUCUUAGCUUUUUAAGAGGAAAAUAAAAUGGGAGGGUAAACAAAAAAAAAAGCUUAAAUGUGAAAUGAGACUACUUUGUUCAUAUCUGAACUUCUAAUUUAUGAGAGUUUCUUAAAGACUCAAUCUUGAACUGUAUUCAUUUUGAGGUGUUUAUUGUCAUUGUAAAUAGAUACACAGCAUUUGAUAAGGUAUAAUGUUUUUUAAUUAUGAAAUUUUAUAUUUUUAGCAUACUAACUUAAUUUCUUAAUUUUGUCUUUGUUGCCCAGAUUUUUGUACCAUUUAAGUCUAUCUACAGCCUUAAAUAUUCUUUCAGAUGUUUUGGUGAAUUGACAAGAUUUUGCGGAAUAAAGAUUAAUGUUCAACAGCU